AUAACAUUAUCAGACUAGGGUUACGAGCCCACGGGCUUAUUAUGUUAGUUAGGGUUUUGUUACGGUGUCUAUAUAUUGUAACUCAACCAUUCAAUAAUAUCAUUCAGUCUUUUACAAUCUUACAUGGUAUCAGAGACAACAUAGGCUCUAUAUCGUUUCUGCUGCGUCACACACAAAUAAAAACCCUAGCCGCCGCCACCGAGUUCAAACCCUAGACAGGGCGGCGCGCCGCAACCGCCGCCGCCCUGUCCCAUCUCCGUUUAUAGUUUAUUUUAUUUUCUUUUCUAGUUUUCGGUUGAAUAAAGCCUCAAUUCGAUUGCAACCUAUUUUCCCCGUCAUUUGCCACUUAUCACCUCCAAUUUUGUGCUCAUCGUUGCUCCUUGGAUUGAUAUUAAUCAUUUGAUACUUAUCAAUUGUAGUGAUUAAUAUUAAACAAUUGUUGGUGGAUUGAAGUGAGGAUAUUCAUCCAUUAUUGGUGAAUAUUAAUUAAUAUUUUGCUUUGAUUAAAGUGUUGCCGUUGACCGGUAUGCUACGGCACCGUCUGAGCAGCCAUAACACUCACCCAUCAUACUCCUCAAGCAGUUUAUUGCCACCACGCCGCUGCCGCUCUCUUUUGUUUUUAUUUAUUGCCGUCGACUUCGGUCCGCCGCUUAUUGGACUACGGUCCCUACCAUUGCAGUCGACUUCGGUCUGCCGCUUAUUGAACCACGGUUCCUUUCUAUUGUCGCUGACUUCGGUCCGCCGCUCAUUGGGCUUCGGUCCAUCACAGCGCCGCCUGCAGGACUACGGUCCGCUGCCGCGUUGCUAGUUAAGUUAGAUUUCUACUUCGCAGUCGUUGCGCCGCUGCAUUGAACGCCACUUGUAGGAUUAGGGGAUUUGUCAUUGAAGACUAUGGAUGGCAAAAUCAAGCAAAAUAUGGAUUUGUUGGCAAAAGUUUGGAUUGUUUUCCCAGUCUGAGCUUCUGGUUUCCUUCCGCUCCGACUACGGGGGAGUAUUAGAUAACAUUAUCAGACUAGGGUUACGAGCCCACGAGCUUAUUAGAUAUGCAUCCAUUCUGACCCCCAUUUGGUGUCCCCUCAAGACCCAUGAACCCGAACACAACCCAACCGCAACACCCGUUUAACCUUCAAGACAUGGACCCGAGCAUGUUAACGUACGUGGCUUACUUGAGUGGCGCUACUCCAUUCGUGCAACCCACUUUUGGCUUUGGUCAAGCCGGCGGGUCGCAACCUUCACAACAACAAGCCGAACCCGAUGUCGAUGUCGUGCUGAAGACGCAACCCGAACCGGUGCCAGAGAAAUCGAAGCGCGGCAGAAGGUCGCAUAAGAAGAAGGAAGCGAACGAACGGUCAAAAACAUCAUCCUCCGUUGACCCUGAAACAUCGACUUCGGAUGCCCGCAAUGUCGAUCUAAAUGAUGUUGUGGAGCUUGACGAAGAGCAACUUGAAGAAGAGUUGGCCCGACCGCCCGAUAGAAGAAAGGAUAAGCGAACCGUGAAAAAAACGGUGGAGUCGUCUUCCGAUCUCGAGUUGAAGGAAGAUUUCGAGGAGAUGAACCGUCGUCUCCAAGACAUUCGCGUCCUCGACCACCAACGUUGUGAGAUUAUGAAAGAACGAGUGGCCGAAACCAAAAAGUUUAACGAGAUGCAAGAGGCGAGGCAAAUGGAAAAGGACAUUGAGUUUUUGUCCAAACCGAUCGACCACCUCCAAGGCGACGCGUUGAUCCUUGCGCAAAUGCAUCGCCAAAAAAUUCGGGAAAAAUAUGGACUCUAGAGUGUCAUCCUUUUUUUAACUUUAUUUUUUUUCGGUUUUUUUAUAUUCUGUUUUUU
This is a messenger RNA of Helianthus annuus (common sunflower), 1828 nucleotides long. RefSeq lists its product as uncharacterized. The record is from RefSeq and is a predicted model, not a curated record. Lineage: Eukaryota; Viridiplantae; Streptophyta; Magnoliopsida; Asterales; Asteraceae. The transcript has 2 exons. Bases 1086 to 1772 code for a protein of 228 amino acids.